This is a messenger RNA of Lactuca virosa, 1893 nucleotides long. The record is from the annotation of a GenBank genome assembly. NCBI's taxonomy places the organism in Eukaryota, Viridiplantae, Streptophyta, Magnoliopsida, Asterales, Asteraceae.
GUGAGUUGGGACCUGGGGUUCUGAGAGGAUUUGGAUUUCUGUCAACAAUGGAGUAUCAAACAAGCCAACAAAAAGCAACCAUCAUUACUCCUUCGGUGCCCCACCACCCCGCGUGUUCUUCCUCAUUCAUUCCUAUUCCUCUCUCCCUCCAAGAACGGAGUUUCACCGGAAUUCACCUUCCUUCUGAUCGAUUUCAGUCCCCGAUAUAUCCUAACCCUUUCACGCAUCUCCCGACGACUUCCCGAAGACUAGUCAACUCUCUUCACCACUUCAAUCGAGCUUAUUGUAAACAUCUCAAACGCCGGAAUAUGCUUAAACCAUGGGUUGAUCCUAAUGAGAUGUUAAAUGGAUCAGGAUUCCAAAAGUUUUUGUUCUUGAGUUCCUCGAGGAAGUCUAGAAUAGGUCGGAGGAAGCUACUCUUUAUUGGAGCCAUUAUCACAAUAGUAACUUUUGCUUUUCUUCAAAUAAAAACGCUUCCUUAUCAACUUACAACAAUGAAUUCAUCUCUUCCAGACACAAAUCACUUUGAAAUCACCCCUUUAAUCAGAGAUAACCAAUCUGAAGCUAUUAAGUCGUCAAAUGCAGUUGUGCAAGAGAAAGUCAAAGUUACCCCAAAAAAGAUCCAAAUAGAUGUCAUUAAGCCAAAUAUUUCAACAACACCAAUUUUCUCCUCUGAUCCUGAAAGAAGACAGAAGCGUUAUCUGAGAGAUAUAAAGACAUUAUCACCAUAUGAAGCACUCAUAUAUGCCAAAAAGGAGAUUGACACUGUCUCAUAUGAUAUCAAUCACCAUGAUCCAAAUCUAUACGCCCCUUUAUUCAGAAAUGUAUCUGUUUUCAAAAGGAGCUAUGAGUUGAUGGAGGUUAUCCUUAAAGUAUAUGUAUAUCAAGAAGGAAAAAAACCUAUUUUCCAUAAUCCUUAUCUCAGAGGAAUUUAUUCUUCAGAAGGAUGGUUUAUGAAAUUCAUGGAGUCAAGCAAACAAUUUGUUACGCGGGACCCACAAAAGGCCCACCUAUUCUACCUACCAUAUAGUGCACGUCAGCUUCAACAUGCUAUCUAUGUUCCCAACUCACAUAAUAUCAAACCACUAUCACUCUUUCUACGCGAUUAUAUCAACAAACUUUCUUCAAAGUAUCCGUUUUGGAAUCGAACCCAUGGUUCGGACCACUUCCUAGUCGCUUGCCAUGAUUGGGGUCCAUACACGUUAAAAGAGCAUGAGGAACUAACAAAAAACACGAUAAAAGUUUUAUGUAAUGCCGACACAUCGGAAGGCGUAUUUGUCGCCGGAAAAGACGUUUCCUUACCGGAAACCACCAUCGGAAACCCGAGAAGACCGCUAAGAAACAUGGGCGGUAAAAGCAUCUCCCGCCGCCCAAUCCUGGCUUUCUUUGCCGGAGGGCUACACGGUAGGGUCCGCCCGAUCCUCCUAAAACAUUGGGCUAAUAAAGAUGAUAAAAUGAUAAUAUCUGGGCCUAUGUCCUAUAAACAAUCCCAAACGAUGUCGUAUUCCCUUCACAUGAAAUCUAGCAAAUAUUGUAUUUGUCCAAUGGGAUUUGAGGUUAAUAGUCCGAGGAUUGUGGAGGCUAUUUAUAAUGAGUGUGUUCCUGUGAUUAUUGCUGACAAUUUUGUUCCUCCGUUGAAUGAGGUGUUGAAUUGGAGGGCUUUUUCUGUGAUUGUGGGUGAGAGUGAUAUUCCUAAAUUGAAGGAGAUUUUGUUAGGGAUUUCUUUCAAGAGGUAUCGGAUUAUGCAACAUAAUGUGAAAAUGUUGCAAAGACAUUUUUAUUGGAAUCGGACGCCUGUGAAAUAUGAUAUGUUUCAUAUGAUACUACAUUCGAUAUGGCUUAGUAGGCUAAAUCAAAUUCAAGUAUAAGAGUCAUGACACGUGUAUGAAUGUG